Eurypyga helias (sunbittern) is the source of this 1077-nucleotide messenger RNA. It is a transcript of the gene IP6K3, whose product is annotated as inositol hexakisphosphate kinase 3. The record is from RefSeq and is a predicted model, not a curated record. Gene Ontology annotation, molecular function: inositol hexakisphosphate kinase activity. The transcript is spliced from 4 exons. The annotation marks the transcript as partial. Gene Ontology annotation, biological process: inositol phosphate biosynthetic process; phosphatidylinositol phosphate biosynthetic process. Lineage: Eukaryota; Metazoa; Chordata; Aves; Eurypygiformes; Eurypygidae. Gene Ontology annotation, cellular component: cytoplasm; nucleus.
GUUAAUCCCAUUCUCAUUUGGUUUUCCCCUUUUUGUCCAGGCAUCGUUUCCGUGCACCUCAAAAAGGACAGCCUCGGCAACCUGGCCCUGAUCGCCAGCCCCAGUCUGCAGCCGGAGAGCUGCGGCCGGCUGGAUAAGGCCAUCGGCGACUCCUCGGUGACGAUAUGGGGCAAGUGCAAGUGGGCUGCCAGCGCCGGCAGCGAGCACACGCUCGUCAAGUGGAGUCACACGCAGCUCACCAAGACCUUCAAAGAGAGCUGCCCGGGGAAGAUGCGAUUGAGGACAGACCUUCAGUACCACACAGAUUCACUUCUGGAAGAUGCAAACGGAAACCAGCCAGAAAGAAACAGCUACAACCCCUGGGGACUGCACUGUCACAGGCAGCACCUGAACCGCAUGUCCUCCAAGCAUAAUGAGAACAAACUUCAUCAGUUUCUAUUGCUUGAAAACGUGGUAUCAAAAUACAACUAUCCCUGCAUCCUGGACCUGAAGAUGGGAACGCGGCAGCACGGCGACGAUGCCUCGGAGGAGAAGAAAGCCCGGCACAUCAAGAAGUGUGAACAAAGCACCUCUGCGUCUCUGGGUGUUCGCGUCUGUGGGAUGCAGGUUUACCAAGCGGACACCGGCCACUUUCUCUGCAAAGACAAGUAUUAUGGCAGGAAACUCUCACCGGAGGGAUUCAGGCAAACCUUGUGCCAGUUCCUGUGCAACGGUAACCACCUCCGGACGGAUCUGCUGGAGCCCAUCAUCCUGCGGCUGAAGGCUCUGCUUUCUGUUAUUAGGAAGCAAAGCUCUUACAGGUUCUACUCCAGCUCACUCCUCAUCAUUUAUGACGGACAGGAGCACAAGGAGAACACGGCACCCUUGGACAACCACCUUCACUUCCCAAAAACAAACUGCACCACGUCACACGGCACGCAUCCCUCCAGAGUCGACGUCCGGAUGAUAGACUUUGCCCACACCACCUUUAAAGGCUCCAAAAGCAAUCCCACCACCUACGACGGGCCAGACCACGGCUAUAUUUUUGGCCUGGAGAAUCUCAUCAAAAUCCUUCAGAGUAUCUCAGAAGGCAAAUGA